This is a messenger RNA of Aspergillus candidus, 588 nucleotides long. Its product is annotated as P-loop containing nucleoside triphosphate hydrolase protein. Lineage: Eukaryota; Fungi; Ascomycota; Eurotiomycetes; Eurotiales; Aspergillaceae. Gene Ontology annotation, molecular function: GTPase activity; GTP binding. The record is from RefSeq and is a predicted model, not a curated record. The transcript is spliced from 4 exons. Bases 1 to 588 code for a protein of 195 amino acids.
AUGGGCGCAACUCCAUCCCAAGACAACCCCCCACCACCCAGUUAUGACGAGCUCUAUAAGGUGCUCCUCAUAGGUGGGGAUCGAGUCGGCAAAACUUCCCUUCAAAGGCGCUUCCAACGUCACCCAUUCAACGAGGAUACAGCCCCCACAACGUCUGUCGACUAUGUCUUUGCAAAAAUUCCAUACAUCGUCGUCAACGAAGAAGGCGAAUGGAAGAAGAUCCAAAAGCCAGCGAUCAACACUCUGAUCUGGGACACAUGCGGCCAGCACCGCUACUGGCAGCUCGUACCCUCGUUUACGCGCGACGCGAAUGUUCUCGUUGUCAUCUACGACGUCACCUGGCGCGAGUCAAUGCAUGUGGCGCUCUGGCGGGUGGAGAGUCAUGCGCAAGAGACUGGUCUGUCCGUGCCUGUGAUCCUGGUAGGGUGUAAGGCGGAUUCGGAGAACCUGCGGGAGGUUUCUUUUGAGGACGGGAGUAAGGCUGCUGAGGAGCGGGGAUAUCAGUUCCUCGAGGUGAGCGCGAAAACGGGAUAUAAUGUUGAGAGAGUUUUUGGGAUGAUUGCUGCUGCGUGUACUGGGUCGUGCUGA